AUGGAUAUGACUAGGUGUAACACACGCCAUUGGGUCCUAGUUACCUAUGUGGCCCUCUUCCUGGUCCUCGUGAACCCAGUUAGAUCUCACCCCGUUGGGACGUCACAAUUGGCCAAAAGUGGCAACUUCGAGGAUUUGGAAGCGGGCGGGGUAUGGCAGGCCUCUGGGAAAGAAGAAAAGACUCGAGAGGCUCAUGAAUCACAGGCUGAGCAUGGACUGCCACCAAUGCAGAUGGGAAGUACGUCGAAACGUCUUUCUCAACGAGAUCCCUCCUCCGACGAAUCAAUCGUGUCCAUUCUCGUGCCAGUCGCGCCAGCAUCAGACUAUCUUACGACAGACAAGCAAGACAUCUCAACCCCAGAAUCAAACAUCGUCCCCCAGAGACUGAAACACUACGGAGAACUUUUCAACAAUCAAGACAAAAACAGCAAUGAGCUCCUCGACCCAGAUACCGAAUCAUACUCGUCUUCGACCUUGCAAAUUUCACCUGGUCAUUACAUAUCCUUCUUCUCUUACAGAAUCUCUUUCCCAUUCUUGAAGUAUGCGCCAAAAUGUCUUCCUCGAUUCCCGUUACCAGGUAUAUUUACGACCGUCGUGCUUCUACUAGCAUUGGUAUGGAUUGCUAUUUUGACAAUUGCGUUGGUUGAACUGGGUAAUUACUUGUGGAAGAAACGGCGGGAUACAAGACUUGCCACUGAAAGUGAUAAUAUCGUGUGUGACAGCGUGUUGAGUGGCUGUGAAGAUGAGAAGGUCCCAUUGAGAGUAAUGGCGGUUCCUGGCCGUGAAGGGAUGGAAGGUUGCGCUGCAUCAUUGAUGAAUGAUUAUAAUUCGGAUUCCGGAUCGGACUCGGAGCCAGAUGCAGAAGACUAUCGUAUCUUCUGA
Molecule: messenger RNA, 882 nt
Organism: Penicillium subrubescens
Lineage: Eukaryota; Fungi; Ascomycota; Eurotiomycetes; Eurotiales; Aspergillaceae
Exons: 2
Coding region: 1-882 (293 amino acids)
Source: RefSeq, a predicted model, not a curated record